Messenger RNA from Castor canadensis (American beaver), 2865 nucleotides. The record is from RefSeq and is a predicted model, not a curated record. Lineage: Eukaryota; Metazoa; Chordata; Mammalia; Rodentia; Castoridae.
GCGGAGGUGAGCGGAGCGGAGGUCCUUUAUCUCACUGAUGCUCCCCGACCACCAUUACCAUUUUAUGAGUUGAGGACACUGAGGUUCGUGGAGGUGACUAAACUGUCGGUGUUCUUUUCGUGUUGGACACAGUGCAUGUUCCUGGGUACUCAUUGUGAAGGAGACAGAUGGCAUUCACCAGACUCGAGGUGCAGAGCCCAGUGUUGGAGAUGUGGACCUCACUGUAGCUCCGUCAUGACUUCCAGCUUCUUGGAUCUGGGGCUCCAGAGGAGGAAAUGAUUGUCAGGGCUCUUGCUCUUGUUUCUGCUGCAUUACAGAAAGUGGACCUUCAUAGAGUGUGGACUUACCAAGGACAGGAAAGUUUCUCUCUUUGAAGGACUUUAAAUUUGUAACAAAGAACAUAAAAAUGACAACUUCAUCUAUCAGACGACAGAUGAAAAACAUUGUGAACAAUUACUCAGAGGCAGAAAUCAAAGUCCGGGAAGCCACUUCUAAUGACCCAUGGGGCCCAUCCAGCUCUCUGAUGACGGAGAUUGCUGACCUGACCUACAAUGUGGUGGCGUUCUCGGAGAUCAUGAGUAUGGUUUGGAAGCGCCUGAAUGACCAUGGCAAGAACUGGCGGCAUGUGUACAAGGCACUGACGCUACUGGAUUACCUGAUCAAGACGGGCUCUGAGCGGGUGGCCCAGCAGUGCCGAGAGAACAUCUUCGCCAUCCAGACCCUGAAGGACUUCCAAUACAUCGACCGUGAUGGCAAGGACCAGGGCAUCAAUGUGCGUGAGAAGUCAAAGCAGUUGGUGGCCCUUCUCAAGGAUGAGGAGCGGCUGAAGGCUGAGAGGGCCCAGGCUCUCAAAACCAAAGAGCGCAUGGCCCAGGUGGCCACAGGCAUGGGCAGCAACCAGAUCACCUUUGGCCGUGGCUCCAGCCAGCCCAACCUGUCCACAAGCUACUCGGAGCAGGAAUAUGGCAAGGCUGGGGGAUCGCCGGCCUCCUACCAUGGCUCCACCUCCCCUCGGGUGUCCUCUGAACUGGAGCAGGCCCGGCCACAGACGAGUGGAGAAGAGGAGCUGCAGCUGCAACUGGCACUUGCUAUGAGCAGAGAAGUGGCCGAGCAGGAAGAACGCCUCAGGCGGGGUGAUGACCUCAGAUUGCAGAUGGCCCUGGAAGAAAGUCGGAGAGACACUGUUAAAGUCCCAAAAAAGAAAGAGCUUGGCUCCCACCCACAGCAGACUACCCUGUUGGAUUUAAUGGAUGCCCUCCCUAGCUCAGGACCUGCUGCCCAGAAAGCUGAGCCCUGGGGCCCAGGGACUCCUGCUAACCAGACCAACCCCUGGGGCGGGCCAGCAGCUCCCACAAGCACUUCAGACUCCUGGCCAUCGUUUGGUGCCAAGCAAGCUGCCUCUGUGGACCCAUGGGGAGUGCCCACCACAGCCAACACACAGUCUGUCCCCAAGAGCUCAGACCCCUGGGCAGGUUCGCAGCAGCCUGCCCCUGGUGCUGGGAAGAUAACGGACGCUUGGGGUGCAGCCUCUGCUGUCAAGCCUGGCUGUACUUCAGGGUCCUUUGAGCUCUUCAGUAAUUUCAACGGUACAAUUAAAGAUGACUUUUCUGAAUUUGAUAACCUCCGGACUUCAAAAAAAACAGCUGAGUCCGGGACCUCCCUGCCAUCCCAGAACAAUGGAACCACUACCAGCCCUGACCCAUUCGAGUCUCAGCCCCUGACUGUUGCCUCGAGCAAGCCCAGCAGUGCCCGGAAAACGCCUGAGUCUUUCCUGGGCCCCAACGCGGCCCUGGUGAACCUUGACUCGCUGGUGACCAGGCCUGCCCCACUAGCCCAGUCCCUCAACCCCUUCCUGGCACCAGGUGCCAGCACCCCGGCCCCAGUCAACCCCUUCCAGGUAAACCAACCCCAGCCACUGACGCUGAACCAGCUGCGGGGGAGCCCUGUCCUGGGGAGCAGUGCAUCAUUCGGGCCUGGUCCAGGGGUAGAGCCCAUUGCUGUGGCCCCCAUGACCUCAGUGGCCCCACACCCAGCUCUGGCAGCCAGCAGCUCCUCUUUGACACCACUGGGCCCUGCAACAAUGAACAUGGUGGGCAGUGUGGGCAUCCCCCCAUCGGCAGCGCAGACUACCGGCACAACCAACCCUUUCCUUCUCUAGUGCCACCUGGGAUCUGUCCAGAGCAAACACCUGGCGCACCUGUGCCAGAGGACGCCAAGUGGGGACUCUCUCAUUUGUGGGGUGGUGGCCAAGAGUAUGGUGGGGGUGGGGUUAGGGCUUUUCAGUUCCAGCUUCCUGGUGAAAGGGUUGUUGAUAUAGCCAAGACCCUCAUAGACCGAGCGAUACAUGCUCUCCUCCUCCCAAGUGCUCAAUUCCAUACCUGCUCCUCUGAGGCCUUGGACAAGGAGGACAAGUUGUCAGUGUUGCCCUUGCCCCAGACCAAGGGUUCCUGAGACGCUGCCUAGCCCAGGACUUGGGACAGUCACCGCCUUGACUUUGCCCCAACCCCUAGCCCUAGGGAGCCCCCAGGCAGUCCAGGUAUGGAUGGGGUAAAGCGUGGGUCCAUCUCACACUGACCUUUGGGGAAGUGGCUGCGCAUGUUUUAUUUCCUUUGACUCCUGUGAGUUCAAAGUAAACACUACCACGUGGACAACUCUUAAAUUAAAUCCACUAGAGCGAGCUUUAAAACUAAUCUGAGCAUAACCCUGCCACGUGGCUCUAUGCUUGUACACGUUUGCACAUAUUUUGUUUAGUACAGUUUCAUAUUUGAGUUUGCAGAAUUAUCUAAUAGUCUUUUUUUGGCUAAUAUUUUUAUAAUGUGGUUCUUAUUUAACUGUCUAGUUUUGAUAGAAUUUACCAGGUCUUGC